AUGGCUUCAAACGAUGGCAAUGCCUAUGUUAUAGGUGUUGGUAUGGCUGCGUUUCUCAAGCCGCGCGGGACACGCAUGUAUACCGAGUUGGCGUUUGAGGCUGGUGCCAAAGCUAUGCUUGAUGGCCACAUAACUUAUGACGAUGUUCAAGCUGGUAUCGCAUGCUACACCUCCGGCCCUACUUGUACCGGUCAACGAGCAUUCUAUCAAUUUGGAAUGACAGGCAUCCCAAUAUAUAAUACAAAUGCCGCUUGUGCAAGUGGGUCGACAGGAUUACAUCUUGCUCGAGGAUUUGUCAAAUCGGGUGUACAUGACUGUGUUCUGGUCAUAGGGUUUGAGCAAAUGCAACCUGGGCCUUUGGUUAGCAACGUCUCUGAUAGACCAACACCAUUUGACCUCAGCGUCAAGUUGAUGAAAGCCACGAGGGGCAAGACCGAGACCCCAAAAAACCCACAGCUAUUUGGUAAUGCAGGAAGGGAAUACAUGGAAAAAUAUGGUGCAAAAGCGGAAGACUUUGCUGAGGUUGCCCGAAUGUCGCACGAGCAUUCAUCAAGAAAUCCUUACGCGCAAUUCCGGACGGUUUACACGUUAGAGCAGAUCGAGAAAUCUACGAUGAUCCAUUAUCCACUCACCAAGCUCCAGUGUUCUCCAACUUCAGAUGGAGCCGCUGCUGCCGUCGUGGUCUCCCAGAGAUUCCUUGAUGCCCGGCCAGAAUUGAAAAAGUCGGCUAUUUUGAUCGCCGGUCAGUCAUUCAUGACUGACGGUCCCUUGCUGUACUCCGGUAGCGCUAUGGAGUUGGUUGGAUAUGACAUGACACGGCGGGCUACUAAAGCGGCCUUGGGGGAGGCAGGCUUGACGCCGAAAGACAUCGGUGUCUGCGAAUUACAUGACUGCUUUUCUACAAAUGUGAUUGUUUCCCUGGAUGGAAUGGGCUUUUGCAAAUCUGGAACCGCCCACGAAAUGGUCCGACGUGGUGACAUCACAUAUGGAGGCAAAGGACCGAUAGUUAAUCCGUCAGGUGGCCUGAUAUCGAAGGGCCAUCCGCUUGGAGCAACAGGUCUCGCACAAUGUGCGGAGCUAACAUGGCAGCUUCGCGGGUGGGCAAACAACGGCCGACUUGUCGAAGGAACCAAGGCAGCACUUCAACACAACAUUGGUUUGGGAGGCGCGGUUGUAGUCACUGUCUACAAACGAUAUGACGGGAGAAGCAAUACAGAUUCUGUAGUUGAUAAGGAUAGCGCGGCUCGAAUUAGUGGCCUUGGGUACAACCCUGCUGUGGAGGCUCAUUACAUCCAACCUGAGAAAGCAAAAUCAAUUCUGAGUAAGAAAGCGCCAUCCGAUUUUGCCCUAGACAACACGAUCGAUCUUAUUAGCGCACGUUUGUGA
Molecule: messenger RNA, 1386 nt
Organism: Talaromyces proteolyticus
Lineage: Eukaryota; Fungi; Ascomycota; Eurotiomycetes; Eurotiales; Trichocomaceae
Product: sterol carrier protein 2
Exons: 3
Coding region: 1-1386 (461 amino acids)
Molecular function (GO): acyltransferase activity, transferring groups other than amino-acyl groups
Source: RefSeq, a predicted model, not a curated record